UGUUUAUCAGCUUGUUGUGAAAGAAGAGAGGCCACAGAAGUCACGAAGAGCUGCCGACAUCAUUGAGUGUUUCUCUGUUCCAGUGAGCUACAAAAAUGCUUCAAAUCUCGACUCUCCGCAUUACUUUGCAGCCGAGUUGAAACCAGUCAACCUUCCUGUCACACAGCCCUUCACGGUGGGAGACAACAAAACUUAUAACGGCUACUGGAAUGCUCCGCUUUCGCCACUGAAAAGCUACAGCAUUUAUUUCCAGGCACUCAGUAAAGCAAAUGGGGUAAGUGUUUAGCUUUCUGGCUUCAGCCAGCCCCGCAAUUGUCAUCUCUGGCCUGGCUGGGAUGAACUCAGUUCCAUCCAACAUUUUGUUAAGAAUAAAAGCUCUGGAUUUCUAAAAUAACAUAUUGGAUGAAAACCUUAUAACACUAUUAGUCUUUAAGGUGCUGCAAGGCUGCAGUCAUAUUUGCACCAUACAUAGGAAGUGCAUGGCUUCCCUCAAAGUAUCCUGGGAACUGUAGUUUAUCCCUGACAGAGCUGUAAUUCCAAGUAUAGUGGUACCUCAGGUUAAGUGCUUAAUUCGUUCCGGAGGUCCGUUCUUAACCUGAAACUGUUCUUAACCUGAAGCACCACUUUAUAGCUAAUGGGGCCUCCUGCUGCUGCCGCGCCGCCGGGGCACAAUUUCUGUUCUCAUCCUGAAGCAAAGUUCUUAACCUGAGGUACUAUUUCUGGGUUAGCGGAGUCUGUAACCUGAAGUGUAUAUAAUCUGAAGCGUCUGUAACCCGAGGUACCACUGUACCUUAAUAAACUACAGUUCCCAGGAUCCUUUGUGGGAAGCCAUGUGAUCUCAGUGUGCUUUAGAUGUAUGAUGUGGAUAUGAUCUCCUUGUGUUUAUCCUCUGACCCUUUCCUGGUUCCUAUUCCCCAUUGCCAUAUAUUCCAACUGUCAUUGGUUCUUCUACAAAGUUAAGAAAAGCUUGCAUAAGCCUAAAAUAUCUGAUGACAACUGAUUUAGGCCAUGGAACAAGAGAGGAGGAGUGGCGACUUACACAGUCCGGCACCCCACACUACUGAAUCAUAACUGCGAGGCUGCAGUUCAAACCUCCUGCUUCAAGGAAAACUGUUUGAAAAUAAUGAAUGCCUACACUUUUAAUAUGAUGUAAUCUUCUGCAUCUAUAUCUGCCAGGAUAGUCCAUUUGCCAGUGUGUACCCCAGCCUUUGGGAUUUGUUUAGAGCAAUUAUGUAAUAUGCAGUUCAGCUUCAAACAAGAAUUAGUGGCGCAACGAAUGUAGAAAGUUACCAUGGUUUCGUCAAGCAGCAUUGUUUGCGUUCAGUAUAUUUGUGAGGGUGGGGUGGACCUGUGUGGGAAAUUAAUUUGGGACAAUUGACUUGUUUUGGUAAAAGAAGCUGAUUGUAUUUCUCCCUCUCUGACAAGUAAGAAACUUGGCUUAGAAUUUUGUUUUGUUGUUUUCCUUUUUAUCAAACUCUGACUCAUUUCAGUUAAGCAUCUGGCUUUUGGCAAGCCCAAGGAGCAAAAUUCACACCAUUCAGAAAACAGGUGCUUUGUAUAACAAAGCCAAAGAAUAUUCUGUUUCACACAUGUUCUAUUUAGAUUACCUUCUGGGAGAAACACCAGAUAGCCCAGCUCCCUCGUGACAGCCCGCAAGAAGAACUCAAAUGAGCGUCUGUCUUAUCCUACACCCAAAUAUAUGCGCAUACACACAAAUAUAGUGUUGCAUAACAAAAGGCGAGAGAACUUGUGAUCUAAAUCAGCUGCAGUUUACCACAUUUGUUAUAUAACUGCCUAUUAAUUGUGCUGUUUUUCAGUGCAGCCCUCACAGCUAAUGGUAACAGAGAUAAUGAGAACUUGGAAUUGAGCUCCCUUUGCUACAAAGUGUAACAGUGAAAAAAUCUUACACUACUGUUAUUGCUGUUUAAUCCAGUAGCUUUUCAAGUGCUCAAUUAAUUUAUUUCAAAUAAAAAUUUAGCAAAGGUUUAGAAUAAAACAAAAAUUUACCCUCCCUAUAUUUGUACACUUUUUUCAUUUCCCAUUGGACACCUGUAGAAUAACACAUGACUAAAUUAUAGUUUGUGGAGUUGCCAAAUUUGGAAUUGAUGGAUUCUUCUUAUUUAUGUAUGUAUUGUUAAAACAUUUUGUGCUUUUGAAAGCCUGGUCAAAAAGGUUCACCACGCCUGCAGUUAGUGCCUGUGAUGAGCAGAGAUAGUGUGGGACAAGAGUAGCCAAUAUAACCAAUGCAAUGAUAGACAACAGUUCCCAUCUUCUCUGAACACGGCCUAAGUUUGCGAGGGCUUAUGAUAAUAGAAAGAAGGGUCCAGAGCUCUGAGCACCAAAAGUGUUCUUCCAGGAUGUUUUAUCAAAUAUUCCACUACUCAACAGCCAUCUUUUGCUGAUUCUUAGUUGCCUGUUGGAAGUUCUCUCUUUCUCUCUCUCUCUCUCUCUCUCUCUCUCACACACACACACACACACACAAUCCAACAAAAAAGACAAAAAACAGAAAACCUAUCUCCAGAUGUUAAAGAGUAUUGCACUUUUUCUUAAUGCCCAGUGUGGUUUUGGCCAGAACAGGCCUUUCUUGAGGGCUUUUCUGUUGGAGGGCUAGUCAUUAUUCCCCAGUUCUGAGACUGAUAAAUUAGUGGGAAGAUUUUCAGUUGCUGACGUGGCGGUCUAAAAUAUUCCUAAAGCUUGCACAAGUAGUGCUUUAGGGGGAAGAAAUCAUCAACAUCCAUGCCAUGAGAUAUAGAGGCAUCUUUUUAUCUAAUCCAGCCCAUGGAGAACAUAUUUGCCAUAAGAGGGUGUUAUUGAAACUGAACAAUAUUUUCGUCUUUUGAAAUUACUGUUCAGAUAUGGUGAUGUAGAAAUUUCAUACUGCAAUGCCAUGCUGAUGCUUGCAAAAUGUGCACAAAACGUAUCCAUAUUAAUGGGGCCCUGUUUCCUACAGUAAUUUAUGCAGUAUUCAUUACACCAGAGACUUGUACAUGACAGUGUAAAAACAUAAGUGGAAAGGAAAGCCUGCAGCCUAUUACUGCCUGACAAAGUAACUUUUCAGAACCACAAAGGCUUGCUAUGUUGCACACAUGUUCAUGGGCCAUAUGGGUGUGAUCUGUGUCAAUAAAUAAUGUAGCGAAGGGGGGAGAGAUUCUGAAGACUGGCAGUAGCACAUAUUUACAGUGAAUUAGGUAUUACUAUUAUUAGAAAUGGUGGCCCACAACAUAAAAUCACAAAAUAUAAAGCACAAAAUACAUAAUGAAAACAAAAAACAAAGACAACCCAAUAAUAAUAUUAAUAUUAAUAAUUUAUUAUUUAUACCCCGCCCAUCUGGCUGAGUUUCCCCAGCCACUCUGGGAGACUCCCAAUUGAGUGUUAAAAACAAUGCACAUUAAAUAUUUAAAAAAUUCCUAAACAGGGCUGCCUUCAGAUGUCUUUUAAAGAUAAGAUAGCUGCUUAUUUCCUUCACAUCUGAAGGGAGGGUGUUCCACAGGGCGGGCACCUCCACCGAGAAGGCCCUCUGCCUGGUUCCCUGUAACCUCACUUCUCGCAAUGAGGGAACCGCCAGAAGGCCCUCGGCGCUGGAUCUCAGUGUCCGGGCUCAAUGAUGGGGGUGGACCUGCCCCCCCCAACACAUUUUAAAAGGACAUUGGAUGCCAAUCAGCCAAAGGCCUGGUUAAAGAGGGCCAUUUUUGCCUGGCAUCUAAAGGUGUACAAUGAAGAUGCCAGCCGAACCUCCCUGGGGAGAGCAUUCCACAAAUGGGGAGCCACUGCAGAAAAGGCCCAUUCUCGUGUCUCCAUUCUCCAGGCCUCUUUUGGACGUUUCUGCAGUUCCGGGAACAAGGCAGGGAGUAACCAUAAUCUAAAAAUACCUAUGUCUACUAGCCGUGAUGACUAUGUUCUGCCUCCAUGGUUGAAAGUAGUAAUGCUUCUGAAUAGCAAUUGCUGAAAGCCACAAGAGGCUAGAGUGCAUUUAUGUUCAGGUCCCGAUUCCAGGUUUCUCACAGGCAUCUGGUUGGCCCCCUGUGAGAACAGGAUGCAGGACUAGACAGGUCAAUGGAUUCAUCCGGAAGAGCUGUUCUAACAUUCUUAGGGGGAAUCAGAGCCUGCUGUCAGUUAAGCUGGGCUCCUUGUCUGAACAACCGCUCACACUCAUUGGAUGGGCUUCUUCAGGACCUUCUGAUCUCCUCCCAUUUGGUGGUGCCUUUAGGCCUGAACUUCAAGUCCCCACAGACCAGAAGCCCCCAAACAAGCCCUAGAGAUAGUCUACAAAUGAUGGGGAUGGCUGCAAAGAAGUCCAGCUUUCACAUCUGGCAUGCAAAUAUGGGGGCUGAUACAAUGUAUCACAACAUACCAUCGUGUAAAAUAUUACUGAUUGUAUGUUUGUGUGUGUUUGCAGGGGACAUGGCUACUUUUAACAAUACAUUAUCAAUGGGUUGCAUCCAGUGCUGCACAUGUGGAGGCCCACUCAUGCAGUGGGACUUCCCCUUCCCCUACUCUCCUUCAGUGCCCCCCAAAUCUGCUUUGCAGAGCCUACCAACCCACUGAAGGAGAUUUUGAGGGUGGCGGCUACAAGGAUAAGUUCCAUUGUGCAAGAGGAAGUCCAUUGUACAAUGGAAUGACAGCAACGGAUACAACUCAUUAUUUUUAAAAGAGGGCACUUGCUUUACUACUUUUGUAAAUGGUACAAUAAAACAUAACCAGCAGAUAUUUCUGUAGUACAUUAAUACACAGAGUCUUUUGGAUUAGUGCAGAAAAGGAAUGGUUGAAAAGCAGCUCAUGCUGAUAUAUAAAUCAUUUAAGAAAAUAGGUACCUAAGGGGAGACAUAUUUUUUUCUAGUAUCUGGUAGACAUCUUCUAGGCUUAUAAGAUAUUAUUGCUUUCAAGUGUCUGGUAGUGAAAGUUUUAAUAGAGUGUUUUGGCUCUUUAUGUGAAUCAGUUAAGUGCUUAUCCCUACUUUUCUGAUAAAUACUGUAUGAGUUAUUCAGUAGCAUCUUUUUCAGAAUAGUUUCUAUCUGAACAGGCACCCAUCAAUUGAUGUGAUACUCAUAAAGUCAUAUUCCACAAGGCAACUGCAAUAGCUAUGGAUGCUAUUGCAGUAUUAGUGGGCAUUAUCAUUUUCCCCCUAGGUAUGAAAUACUGUUGUUUGAAUCCCAUUGAUGAAGAUGUGUGAUACCCUUGCAAGAGAUGUACAACAUCUGAAUUUUGCACAACAAUUUUGCCCUUAUUAUGCUACACAUUCCAAUGAAUAGUUCAGAAAGACUCUGCCGUCCACUGUGGCUCACAGUGCUACUUCUUAAACUGUUCUUACACAAAGAAGCAGACAUACCUGAUGCUUUUCCAUAUUCUGUCAUUUUCAGGAGACCAAAAUCAACUGUGUCCGGCUGGCAACAAAAGGUAUGUUGAAGACCUUUUUUUAGAAAAACAAAACUCCUAGUUCUAAGCAUAAUGCUCAUAUGGAAACCAGUUCUGUUGUGAUUGAAAAUACAGCCACCAGGUAAUCUUUAAGGUGCCAUGGGACACUUUGUAGUUCUGUUGUAAUGGAAUAACUUGGUUCUCUUAUCAAAAGUGGCUUUUUUUUUUGUCCCUUAAACUAUAUGUGGUUCAUUCAGAAAAAGUGAGUUAUCAAAUAUGUUUGUGGGAUUUGGGGAAGACCUGCUUUUGUUUGUUCAUACCAGACAGACCGUGGUUGUUGUUUUAACUUCCCAACAUUUCCCUUUUGUUUUCUGUAGCUUCAUUCCUACAGUUCUUAUUACUCUUGUGAGAAUAUAAUCCUCUAGUAUCUUGGUCUUCAUUAUGGAAGGGGAGUGAGGAUGGGAUAUUCAAACUUGCAAACAGUUCAAAGAUAACCGCAUGUAUUAAUUCCCAAUGGGGAUGGAUUUAACAGUUUCUGAAAAGUCAGUCUUGUCUUGAUACUGGUUGGCAGUUGUUCCUGGUUUAUCUCCAGUGACCUUGACAAGAAAGACUUCAGAUUAAAACUAAUAUGAGACAAGGAAUCAAACCACUGACCACAUACCAGUGUCUAGCUUGAGCCAAGUGAAAUGGCAGUGCUUUGUUAAAAUAAUACAUUUGUCACCUCUCAGUCUAAAUGACAAGGUUGUGGCUCCUGUGGGAAAGCAUUAUAUGUGUCCUAAUAUGUUUUUUCGAUUAUAGUAGUUCAUAUGAACCUCCUGAGAAUGGAAGAGAAUCACCCCAGAGGUAGCUUUGCUAGCAAAGGUGUCAAUAAAGCAAUUUAUUUUCUAACAAAAUGUAAAGAAAAGAAAAAGAAUAUCUCUCAGCCAAUUCUACAUUCUCAAUAAACAUGCCCUUGAACACAAUUGUAGAAAUGACGAGGGGAAUUGUGGUUAAAAAGACUGCCUGGCAAACAGCUUUGUGUUGUCAAAAUUUUGCCCAACCUUUGCACUGAUAUCAUGCUGAAUAGCAUAAUGAUCAUAUAGCCCAGUUUAUCUCAGUGUAAUUGACAGUGGGCUUCCCAGCUCUUGCACAAUUUUUAAAACUCAUGUCCUUGCUUCUUCCUCAUUUCUUGUAGUCAUAUGUGAAAUGUUAGCCUAUUGUUUGGGUACUUCCAUGCCUUUUCAAAUUGGUCCAGGACAAGCCCAGCAUAGAAAUCUCAAUGUACAAUAAACCAUCAAGGAAUAAGAUGGUGGUCAAAUGAUGGGCAUGGAGUGAUAUAAAAACUGGAAUGCCCUUGACUACUCUUAACCUUUGGUUUCUGUUGUGUGCCUUGUUCGUUGCCAAUGUAGGUUUAACCAGAAAACGACUUGCUCAUAUGAGCAAUUAAAUUGUGUGUCUGGGCCAUCCCUUUUCUGACAAAAAAAGUAUUGUUUCUCAUAUUGAUUAACAAUAACAAUAAUGUAUCAAAACAAGGUGAACUCUUCGAUAAUUUCUUGCUUACAUGUGAAUGUAAGACUGCACCUAGCACACAUGUAUACACACACACACACACACACACACACACACACCAGUUGAAAACACUGAAGCGACAACUGAGAAAGAUCUCAUCUCAGUACCCGUCUAUGAUCUGCUACCUAAAUCAUAUGGGAAAAACUAGUUUUCCAAAGCUCAGGCUUGCAUAGCCAGAUCUGAGCACCCACAAUAUCCACCUCAAAAGGAGAAGGGAAAUUCUUGUCGGGCUCAUAUUGAAAUUGGAGCCAGGCAGGAAUUCACAGCUUUCCCCUGCCCCACAACCUGCCUUUACCACCCCAAAGUUCUUCCCCACCAGUCCUUUCAACACAUCCCACUUUCCUUCCCUCCCAAGCACCAGUGAAAGCUUGCAUGGAGGAGGGGGAGGGGAGAUUCUCUCCCCCCCACACACAUCUGGAAACAAAGCCUGAUGGCUGAGAGGUCUGUGUUCUGUCAGCCACCCAGCUUUGUUCUUUGAUACGCUGCUAAUCAGCAUGUCAGGAAGAGGAGAGGAAGAGAAGAAUGGGAGAAAAAAUGUAUAUAUUCUUGCAUGCUGCUAUUGCUUUUCUCAGCACCACUGGCAUUUGGAAAGAAUGUGAAGGAUGAUUUGAAGGAUGGGGAUGACUUUUGAGGAUGGAGAGGAAAGAUGGGGAUGAGAGCAGAUAUUUUGGCUUGCAAUCUUUUAAAGAGGUUGCAUCAUUUCUGUGCCAAAAUAGAGGAGAGCUUUGUAGAGCUUUCUAGUCUCUAGUAGCAGCCCAUAGCAGUUCUGUUGCAUUUAGCAAAUGCCACAGAACCUGGUAGAGAUGCUGAGAUCAUAAACCUGUUAAGAUGUGAUGCAGCACAUGGGUUAUGUCAUCCCUCUAUAGCCAACAGAGUGUGUUUCCUUCUUCUCCCUUGCAUGCUGUUGUCUUGAGUUGUUUUAGUAUAUUGCUCACACUUUCUCCUUGUCGUUUCCUCUGUAGAAGUUCUUGUCAAUGCAUUACCUUAACUCCUAUGUGUGUAGUAGCAAUAACAACAAAAGCAAAAUGGGUUUCAGAUAAUUUAUUUUCUCAUGCCCUUGCAUUAAAACUUUAACAAACACCACAAGAUACGAUAAUGCUAUUGAAAUUAAAAUGUUAAUUCUUUUUAACUAGGCUUCCUUCCCCCCGCCCUGGAUUUAGCAAUCCUGAGACCAUUUUUCACCAUGUUAGUAUAUGAUGUCCCGUGUAGGCCGAUGGUUGCCUGCCUUUACUCCCAGUUUCAUUGAGUGCAUGGCACAAUGAGCAGUUAAGCAUCACCCAAAAAGAGGGAGUCUGUUACCAACAUAGAAGACAGAGGUUUCCAUAAAAUUGGCCUGAAUUAGCAUAUGCAAUAGUUAACAAAUGCAAUGGCAUAGUUGCAAAUUUAAUAAUUACAUGUUUGUUUUAGUGGUUGCUUGCCACAUGAAGUCUUGAUGUAGAAAGACAAAAUCCCAUCACACAGCACAACACAAAAAACAAUUGGACACACUUAAGGCAAAGAGGCCAUAAAAGCAAAUACCUCCAUACUUCCAACACAGGCUUCAUCACCAAAAAAAGGCCAAGGGGUUGGGGGGAAAUCCAUAGAAGAUUAACACUCAAUGCCUGGAAGAAAAUUUAACAUCUUUGUCUAAUACUAAAAAGCUGUUAGCACCAAGCAAGACUCCCUGGGGAGAGCAUCCCCAUGGCUGAAAAGGCCAAUUCUCUUGCUGCUGGAGGGAGGGACAGAGAGAAGAGAUGCAAUGAAGACCUUUGGGAUCUAUAUCUCCAGAGUUUAACUGGAGAGCUGUUUAAAUAGAGGACUUCUUCAAAUAGGGAGCUGUCCUCUGUAAAGUAAGACACGUAAAUGCCCUGGCUCAUGGUGAUCUGGAUUUGCCAUGAACCUGAAUGAGCGUGUGCCACCAGUAAAGCCCUAAUAUGAUGUUGUGGUGAUCUAUUUCUGUAUAUGGUGUAGACAAUGCAUUUCUAUAGUGACUAAGAAUGAACAUGCAGUUGGUUUCUCCUCCGGAUCACCAUGAACAGGCUGGUUCAAGAUAAUAAGCUCUCACGUAUGUUUGGAUUAUUAUGGACUGCUUCCACUCUCUUUACUGUCUGAUAGCAAAGAGGAUUUGGUGGAAAGAUAAUUUGGACGUGGGCAAAAAUAUAUGGAGCAGAAAAGAUACUUAAUGAACCUUCUUCCAAAUUGCCAUAGGCAGCUACUUUUCUAAAAUAGCUCAGACAGAAAACUUAAAAUGUCCUUUUAAAAGCAAGCUCUGCUGAAAAUCACUUGUUAAUUUUGCAGCAAGAUGUGAAAGCUGGAAGGUAGAUGUGGGAAGGGAUGGUGAACAAGUUUUACUGUUUAAGAUAAAUAAAAUAAAAUAGGCUGGUUUCAAUUAAUCUUGAAAAGAAGUGAAAAGCAUUAUUCCCUUUGUAGUGGAUGCAUGCAAGCAUUGGAGUUACUUACAUAAAUAGGGAAAGCAUGGUGACAGGAUGUCAUUGCCAUUUUCUGCAGAAGCUUCCCAUGACACUUAGAGACCUGGAUCAGGCCAUCUGGAACAGGUUCCCUGCUGCCCAUGUUGUGAAAAACACAGUGAUGGCAGGUGGGAGAAGAGCCAUAUGACUUUGAUGGGUGGGGCAAGCUAUGCAGCCCUAAAACCCCUGUUGGAGGGGUGGUCAGCAGGGACUGAUUCCACUGUGAACCUUACCUCCAGGCAGCAGCAUCUCUACUGCUUACCUGGAUGCCAUUGGAGCCAGUCUAGCACUGAGGUCAGGAGGGAGGUGCCUGUGUAAUGGAACAAGCAUCAGAUUGGCUCCACAAGUGCACAGACUCCACCCUGACCUCACCACCCCCCUGCUUCACCCCUGCCCCUACACAGUGGUUGGGAGGCCAGAUCUGCAGUGCCACCUCUUCCUGCCAACCGCUUCUGCCCUGCCAUCACACGUAUCCUCUUCUCAUGUACAAUAUACAAAGAGGGCUAAAAUCUUAUUCAAGAAAGGAUACAUGUAUGCCACCUGGAAACCUUUUUCUUUAAUGUAAUUGUAUCUGAUAAGGGGAGAGUUUUGCUGAUAAUAAUAGUAAUAAUGUAGGUUUUCCUGAUAAUAAUAAUAAUAAUAGUGGAGGUUUAAAAUGGAAUGUAAUCAUGAGCAGUUCUCUGUUAUCAAUGGCUACUAGACAUUAUGUCUUCUUCUUCUAAUAUAAGUAUGUGUUAUAAUACUAGUAUUAUAUAAUCUCAAGGGUGCUUCCAUGUAACUGGAGAUGCAGUCCUAAUGGGAGGAAACCCAGUCAGUUGGGUGGUGUAUAAGUAAUAAAUAAUAACAAUCUAUUAUUAUUAUUAUUAUUAUUAUUAUUAUUAUUAUUAUUAUUUGGAUUGAACUGAACUCACCAUCCAGGCAUUAGCUAAUUGUAAUGGCACAGGGGCUCAUUUAGGCAGGGGUUCUAAAACCAUUCUGAAAGCUACUAUUAUUCCUAAUCCUAAAUCAAAUCAAAUCUUUAUUUUGGUCAUAGACCAGCAUAUAAUCCUAAAUCCUUCAGGAAAAGGACAUGCUUCUCUACAGCAUAAAACAGGAAAGAUUUACAUAGUAGUUGGGUUCUUUAAGAAAGGAACGAAAUGCUGUUCCCUAAAAGGGCACAAUUCUGUUCAUCACUAGUUCUCCCUUCUUGUGCAUGCAUCAUGUGCCUUAGAGUUAUUUUUUUCAUUCUAGGCUCUGCUGUAGUCAGACCACCUGCUCUUUGUUUGGUGUUUAUGUCUUGAACUGGAGACAGUCUGGAAUGGCAUCUUGUUCCUUUAGCCAUUACCUUACCCUUGGAAAACCACAAAACAGCUUGAUCCCAAACAGCUUAACCAAUAUACUUUCCUCAGUCCUCCCCCUUACAUGGCUGCUCACCCUUCCAUUCCUGCAUAAGUUGGGAAGAUCUCUGUCUCUCCUGUUUUGUGAGCACCAGAAGCUCUAAUUCUCUUUCUCCUUGCCCAAAUAAUACAUGAAUUGAAAAUGGUGCAUGACAUCCAUCCAGCACAUAUCAUGCCAGUGGCACCCUGCAUGCAACUCUACAAUAUGAAUCUCCAUGACAAUUUAAAAGAACAAAGGAACUAGGACCAAGCUGAUUUCAUUUCACUUUACCAAUUGUAAUAAUAACAACAACAACAAUAUUUUAUUAUUCAAACCCCGCCCAUCUGGCUGGGUUUCCCCAAUUGUGAAAUUUGGGGUGGCAUGUUGGCUAAAACUUCAGUUGAACUAAAGGAAAACUUCCUAACAAUUUGUGAAGUUGGGGAGCAGCUCAUUGCAGCACACCAAGGUGGGAAUGUUCCCAGCCUUUCUGUUGUUGUAUCCCACCCCAAUCUCCAAGCGAUUCCAGGGGUUCCAGGUGCUUAUCCAGGGUUCAUGUUUCCUUCAGAAUGGGGGACAGCAGAGGCUGUGUUGUCUUUUCAAACCUAGCAGUUCGAAAGCAUACCAGUGUGAGUAGAUAAAUAGGUACCGCUGCAGCAGGAAGGUAAACAGCAUUUCCAUGCACUCUGUUACAUGUCACGGUGUUCUGUGCACCAGAAGUGGCAUAGUCAUGCUGGCCACAUGACCUGGAAAGCUGUCUGUGGACAAAAACCGGCUCCCUCGGCCUGAAAGCGGAGGUGAGCACUGCAACCAUAGUCAAAUUUGACUGGACUUAACCGUCCAGGGAUACUUUACCUUAUGUUUACCUUUACCCUUUAGGAUAUAUGGUUUGUUUACCUUGGAUACAAGCAUAAAUCAGGCAUGUCUCUACCUCAAAGGAUUCUAGCUUCUAGCAUACACAUACACAACUCAGCUCUCUCCUUCUUCUAUCAUUGAGUUGAGGGAGAGAGACCACCCGUUUGUUCUCUGAUACAGAACCACUUCUAUGGUUAUGUUAACAACCCAGAUUUAGAGGAAUGGCCAUUAUAUUAUUAUUAUUAUUAUUAUUAUUAUUAUUAUUAUUAUUAUAAAAUCAAGUUAAUAUACCACCCUUCAUCUGAAGAUCUGAGGGCAGUUCACAAGAUAAAAAUACAGGAUAAAGCACAAAGUAAUUUCUGGCUAUUCUAACAAUUCAAACCCUUCCUUAGAUUUUAACACUUGCUGAAUCCAGGAAUUAUGUAUUGGCAUCCAGCCUACCCACCCACCCCGCCAAACUCAUAACAAUAUGUUUUCUUUCGAUAUUUCUUUCUUUCUUUGUAAUGGUUUGUUUGAUUCACCACCUUCAGCAGAACCCUGGCCACUGCUGUCAAUAUUUGACCCUCCUAGAAGCCCUAUUCAGGCAUCUGGUACCCGUGAGUACCGAAUCUGCAAAGCCCCAGGGCAUUGAUUUUAUAACUACCCUACCCCAAACCACCCUGACACAACUGCUCCAAUGCUACCUGUGAUUGGGGUGGCGAAUUGGGGGUGAGCAUUAUGGCCCGCCUUUGAUAAAGAUACAAUAAAUAGUGAAUUGCUAAAUCAGUCUGGUGUUCUGUCUCGGAGAGCUACCAAACAUUUGUUGUUGUGCAUAAUCUUGAGCACUUAUCACAUGAUCAACCCCACUCCUCACAUGUUUACUGAAGUCAUUUUUAGAACACCUGAAUUAACAUGUUUCUCUAUUAGCUAAACUAAAAGGUAAGACUGAAUACCUGCACCUGCUUUUGUGCCCUUCCUUCUGGACUUACUAUUUCCCCCCACAAUUACCAUAAAUGUACAUUCACAUUGACAUGUUUGUUUUAAAAAUAUCUGUGUUUUGCCUGUUUGUCUGUGACUACUUUAUAUUCACUUACACUGUCUGCCCAUUAAAUCCAAAAUGAUUUUCCUUCUUCCUUUUAUUUACUGAUGGUAUUAUCUCCUUUGUAUCUUUUGCCUUUUUCAUCCAUAAAAUGGUACCCACCAAUUAAAUUAGAAUGAAGUGGGGGGUCUGCUGAGGAAAAUAAUAAUAAUCUAACAGAUUUGGGAACCUGAAUGCAUAUCAUUUGUGUAACAAGAACCCCUUUAAUAUCAGCUGAUAAUUAAACCCCGAUUUGCCAGUUCUGUGCUACAGAAUUUUAAUUCAAAAAGGAUUUUUAAUCAGUUUUUGCCCCUUUAGUUUCCUUAAUGACAUGUAUUUUAUGUUCUUAUUUUAAUUUGAGCCGUUCUUUUGGCAUGAACUGAUUUUUCCCCUUCUCCCCAAACAAUAUAUGUUAGUAUUGACACUUUAUUAGUGAAAAUUGCAUUCUCUUGCUAAGGGGGAAACAAUUACCUCCUGUGUUCUCAAAGCGUGUUUCAUUAAUUUUACCACCUAAUUGAAACGAAGGCAGAGGGCUCAUAAAUGGUUCCAUAUCUCUCAAGGUUCAUUUUUUUCUGAGUACAAGUUCUUGGAAUUAAAAUGCAGUUUUAUUAAGUGGCACAAUUUUAUUUUUAUUUUCCUUUUUUCUUUUCUCUCUUGUGCAUGCUGCCUGGGGACCGUUUUCCUUGUUCUUAGCAGUAAUAAGUAGGCAACAGGUGACUACCCGAAACCCGCCCAGCCUCAUGAGCACAGGUGAUUAUCAGUUCAGGAAAGGGGGUGUCAUAAAAAUGCAAACCAUUUUGGCAGUUGCAAGAUUGUCGUGUCAUGUUUUGCCUGCAUGCCGAAACAAGUAUGAUGCCAGGCUGAUUUGUUUACAGGAGAUUUUAAAUACUUUCUGCAUUAGGCCAUCUCAAAUCCAAUUUGAAUGUUUACAUGUAGUAGUUAAGUGGAUUGCUGCACUUAGAAUGGCACCCAGAACCACGUGGGGAUUACAUGGUAUUGCCAAACUACCCUUGAAACGUUAAUUAUGGUUCAAGAGAAGGCGACUCAUCUUUUCCUUGAUUCCUUGAUUCCUUGAUUUCUAGUAGACAAUUAAAACGUGAAGGCCACUGGCACUACUAUUCCACUCUCAGGAAAGGAGCAGGCAGAAAGGUCACGAGUGGCUUUUGAAGUGAUGCUAUAAGAUAUCCUUUCAGGAUAUCUGCUGAAAUGUUUGGAAGGAUCACAUCAGCAGACAUGCAGUCCCAUUUUCAACUUGCACAUCCGAGAAAAUAUAUUGAUAGCAUUCUUAAAGCCGUUUCCCAAUAGAUGUUGUCAUGGCCAUAUCUAUGCACACAGCAGGGCAUACUGAGCUACACACAACAUGCACACUAGUGGGAUAGCCCUUGAAAGCACAAGAGUACCGUAAUUUGCUAAAGGGCUAAAUCUCUAUAAAUUGGCCAAGCUUGUCAGCAUUAUAUUGGGAUACUAGAUAAUGAAGUCUUCAUUCUAUCCAGAGUUUCUUUGUUACCUCUCACCCAGUUCAGGCACCUCUCAGCUCAUUCAGACACCUGUAUCUUUAAGAUUUCCAAAACUAUGAAAGGAAAAACAUGUUGGUGUUAUUACUCUUACUUCAUGAGGAAGGUGAAGAAACCUGAACAACAUCCCUACAGCUAACAUCUUCAAGAGACAGCCCUCCAUUUCCCAAUCUCCAGACAUCGUCUUCUUCUUCUUCUUCUUCUUCUUCUUCUUCUUCUUCUUCUUCUUCCUCUGCUCCUCCUCCUCCUCCUCCUCCUUCUCUUUUAUCCGGAAUUACAGUCAUGACCUCUUUCCACUAGUUCUUAUUGCUGGAGGGAUUAACAGAGCUGUUGCGCAAUAUGAAGUGGGGACAUAUUCAAGCAUUCUGGAAUGGGUAGAUGAGCCAUAUUCAUUUACAAGUUGAAAGCUUAAGGAUGGGAGAGGAUGGUAUGUGCCUCUGCAAAUAAUGAGAAAUGCCAUCCCUGGACAUGGAAAGAACCUUCUGAGCAUUGAAUGUAGACUCUAUGACAUACAUGCAUUAAACUAAUCAUACAUAGAUACAGAGGGUGGACAGUGCAUGUGAUUCUGCUUUCUGGCAUUACAAGCAAGAAAUGAUAGGAAUAACAAACUAGCUUAGAAAAUGGGAGGAAAUAACUAUCCUUCCUUGUCUCAGAAGAGUUGAGGCUAGAAGAUCUUUGGUGUGGUUAAUAAGUUUUGGUGUUGGUGUUGUUUGUAGACUGUAGUCUGACAGUACUAUUUGAUUGUGAACUACACAUGAGAACUGGGAAGAAUUUUCUAUUCAUUUCGGUUUGGCUCUUAUUCUUGCAGAAAUAUUCAACAGCAGUGGAUCAGGUAGAUAAAUAAAAUGAUACCGAAUGAGUUCCUUGAAAUAUUAUGGAUCCUAUUUUGUUUAAUGCUUUAUUAGCAAAAAGCCAUGCCAUGAAAUUGCUGCUUUGGAGUGCAUAGUAUUAGCAGCUUGCUCUUUGAAGAUCUUUCCCACUGACUUUAAUGGGGGGGCAAUUCUGUGCACUUAUUGUCACUGUGUGCACAUGGAAGUGUUUGCAACAGAGUCAAUGGAAAAGUUAUAUGACACAGGAAGAGCAUAUACUAAACUUAGUGCAGAUUGAAUCAGUGACAGGAGCUCAAAAAUGCACAGAGACCUUAAUGUACUGAUUGCAACACAUAAAAUCAAUUUCCUGUAAAAUAAAAAGGAAAUUCAGGUUGAACCCUCUCCUCAAUCAAUACAUGAAUAACUUUGCAACAUCAGAAAGCUGUUCUUUAAAAAGGUUGCUCUUUUAAUAGGUCUUGUUCAUUCAGAUUAAAUUAGAACAGCUCUAUUGUUUUUCAAAAUGUAUUCCAGCUUUGUAGACAGAUAAUGCAUCCUUAAAACAGACCUAAUCUCAUGUCAAAUUUAUUAUUGCAAUUUAUCUUUUUACACUUGAAUGCUAUUCCUUUGACAGGUCUAUUUCAUUACAAACUCAUUUUCAAAUGGCUUGCUGCAUUUCAUCCUAGGCUUGAUCCAUGAAUAUUUUCCUUGUGUCACUUCUAUUCUUUCCAAAAGAUAUUUUGACUGUAGGCUCCUGUAUCACCAUGAUGAAGUGUUAGCAACAAUGGUUUAUAGAACUCUUACCAAGUGAUACCCUAGGUCAAAAAAACAAAUCUGCUGAAAUGCACAUAUUUGUUUGGUUUAUGGGGACACUUUUCUCCACAAGUUCGGUGCCCUGUCUUUCCAACUUGUUUGAAACGUACAUGUUGAGAACUUGCUGCUUCUGCAGCAUAGUAAUACAAAUGAAAUGAAUGCCAGCCUAAUUGAGUUGGGGGGAAGGGGAAUUGGAGGCAUUCUGACAUCACUAGAUCCAGAAGUAGAAAACAGGCUAUAGGAGUACAUUUGAAGAUGACAUAGACAACAUCUCCAUUUAUUAUAACAAAUGGAGUACAUGAAAAAGGUCUUUAGCUCAGCCAAGGCAUCUAGCAGCCCUCUGCAUUGCAUAAAGCUUUAUCCAGAUGACUGCCAUAAGCAUCAAGGCAAAAGGUUGCAUCAAACCAGAAGGAAUAUUACAGCUUUAAAAGAAUAUAUCUAUGAACAGUCACUGGAUUGACAUUCUCUUAAUAAUUUACAUGCCUUAGCACCUUUGCUUGAGGUGUGCUCGCCUGAUCCCGAAGGAGAAAAGCUGUUUCACUGGAACAACAUGAAUUACAAUUGUUCAUUCUCUCUGGGUUGCUUCAAAAGGUUACCAUGAAUAUAUGAUUGUCAUUAAAUGUCCAUAAAGUUAAGCUUCCAAAGGCAUGACAAGCCCGAAGCUAUUAUUAUUAAUACAUGAUGCCUUAGUUUCUUAAAUAGAUUUCUCUGGGAGCCCAUCACCCGCUGCAGCCAUUAUUAUUAUUAAUGCAUUUAGGUUCUUAUUUCAGGUAUAAUGUCUAAGAACUCUGUAACAGCAAUAGACUUUUAAUAAUAAUAAAAGAAAGAGGCAGCUGUUGAAAAGAGAAGGCCUAGCCAGCAACCCACCCACGCAACAUGAGUACCUUAAGAAUACAUGAGGUUGUGGCUGAUACUGCAGUCAGGAAAUGUUUGCAUGGAAGAUUUGCUUUGUUUGAAUUUGUUCCUUCACUUAAAAAUCAAACAAGUGGCUGUUACAGUUUGUGCAUCUGCAGAUAAGAUGUUUUCCUUGGGCCCAAGGGAGAAAAGGGGGCAGAAUCAAAAACCAAGAGAAGCAAGAGGCGAAACCUCAAAAUGGUGCUAAACACCAAAUCAUUAUAAUUUACGGUUCUUAUAAUAUACUGAAAAACCCAGUGUGUUUCAUUUGCUUCUGCCCAUUUCACCACCCACAACGCACAGGACUGUAGGGAGGUUCAGAUGUCAUUUCAAGCUCCAUCUCUCCAUAGAACACUUAGCUGAAGUUAUUUGCUAUGCAGGAUCCGCCAAAGAUUAUUUCCCAUCUGGGUUGGUGAGAAGGAAAACAUUUCAGUGCUUGGAGCCCUUUGAUAUGUAAACCAAACACUACUGAGAUGAAAUGGCUUCCUUUUGACUCCAGGGAUGAUUGCAGGUUCUAUAGUGCCAACAGUUGUACUUAAGUAGGCUUUGUUUCCCCCCUGGAGUGAGGAGGAUCAAAAAGAAGCACCUUUCCCAACAUAUAUUGUCAGCUGGAACAGACAAAUUGGGCACAAAAGACCAGAGCAUUCCCAAUAAUUCAUCCCAACAAGCAACAAAAGUGUGCAGUUAUCACAUCAGGCUUUAAUGUAAUGCCAUUCUGUUUUCUCCUCCUCCUUAUUUGUGAAUUUGGGUGGCUGUGGUGAUACCAGAACCUUCAUUAAUUUUCUCUAAUGUCAUAGGAACAAGAUACAACUUUCACUCUUAUCUCUGUAUCAUAUAUAUUCUUAUGAAUUCAUUUCCCCCCUUAGUUUGUGAUUGCAACUGUAGUUAAGAAAUCUUUGGCUCAUUGUGUGUAUGGCAUGCCUUAAUAUCCUAAACUUUUCUUCUCUAGUUACUUCUGUGUAAUGCACCAAGUUAUUUUUAAAGGAAAUUCAUUUUACAUAUUACGACUUCUUCUGAGAAGACAAAUACUUAGCCUGCUAGUUUCUUACUUCCAGAUUGUAUUACAAUCCGUUAACUCUCCAGCUGAAAAAGCCAAUUUAAAUAUUUCCCAAGGCCGGAAUCUUAGCUAGCAUCUUAACUCCUUAUGCUUGCCUUUCUUUUUUAUUUGAUAUCCCCCUUGUUGUUUAGUCAUGUCCAACUCUUCGAGACCCCAUGGACCAGAGCACGCCAGGCACUCCUGUCUUCUACUGCCUCCCACAAUUUGGUCAAACUCAUGUUAGUAGCUUCGAUAUCCCCCUACAUAUGCACAUAUCAUUCCGCUGCACAGCCAAAAUAUGCAUCAGAAUCUGUAGAAAGUCUAGGCUGCUCCAUUUUCCUAUGCUAAGCUAAAUUCAUAAAAAAAUGGCACGUAUAACCACAUUCAUUUCUAUGGCUAUAAAAACAAAUCUUCAUGGGAUGUUCCUGGAGUUGUGCUGGGGACUCCUUCAAUGGAAGUUGGCUUGUAUUUCUCUUUUCCAAGAACUUCCCAUAAGCACUGUUUGUACAUGGAGUUGGUCACAUAGCAUGCCUUGGGACUGGAUUUUGCUUUUCAUCUUUUGUCCCGUUUUCCCAUUCAGUUACUUUAUAGUUAAGAAAUGUGAUAGCUAACACCUGCUGAUCAUUUUGUGCAUGUAUGUAUGCAUAUAUUCAUGACGGGAGCAGCUUAAAAGUUGCUAAAAGGAAUCUUCCCAGCAAAAAGUGAUAUAAAAGUUUUGAGAAAUAUCUAAUUGUUACAGGAAUGCUAUCAGAUCCUCCCUACGAUUGAUUUUAAUCCUUGUUAACUAAGUAGCUUAAAAAUGUGUCAUCUUCAUAUCCUAAAAUAAGAAUCAUGAAUUAAAUAUUUUAUUCAUCAAAGCCAUAAAUAGGAUUUAGCUGCUUUUCAUUUUCUCAGCAUCUCAAGGAUCAGUUUAGCAUCUUCUAAGCGUCUUUGCAGAAUUCUCUUGAUCACAUUAGUAAGAAUAAAACUCAGUAUUAACUAGUAGAAUAGAAUGGAGGAAUGUAGUGAACUGUAAUGAAACUUACCAUAUAUUGCGUAGGAACUGCAUCAAAACAUCCUUAGUAUAACACAUUGGCUAAGGAAUGAAAAGUGAAUGUAAGAAACCACUUUAAAGCAAAUCAGAUAAUUGGAGCAUCUAGCUCUCCAGCAUUUUAUGCAAUAGUCUGUUUAAAUGCUGGGGGGUGAAUGUGAUCUGUCACUGAGCUACAUCCCUUUUCCACAGACAAGGAAUGUCCUAUUUCUCCCUGUAUUUCAAAUUUACUUGUGUGUUUAUUUAUUUUUGAAACAUUUCUAUGGUGCCUUUCAGUUUUGUGCUUGCAAAAGCAGCUUACGAGAAUUUAAAAUUAGUUAAAAGAUGCAGAGAAACACAUAUCAAGAAUGCAAAAUGGCAGGGAUCCUUUCCUACAAAUGUUAGCGACCCCUUUGCAGAAAGGGAGCUUACCCACGUACACAAUUGACAUAAAUUGGUGAGGAAUGUAUUCUGUCCUCAUGAUACUAAGGAAUCCUUGCAGCAGAAGGAAACACAGAAGCAUAAAAGGUCGGUCUUCGACAGUUUUAUAGGAUAAAAAGAAGCUUUCUACUUCUUUGUUUCAGCUUGGAACCUAAAGAGGGCCACAGAACUGGACUUGGACUCGGAGGAUACAUGACUCUGAGCUCAAUUUUCACACCAUAGGGAGCCUAGGAUUAUCUGCUGUUGAAAUGUGGCAGCAAGGAACAGAGAUUUUCCUUGAAGGGCAUUUGCUGUCCCCAGAGGAUCAUCUCAGUGACAACUGCUGAUAGGUUAUAAAGACUGGCCUCCUCUUUUUUUUUUUUUUUAAAAAAAUGUUUUUAUUAUUUUCUUCCUUAAACAAUAUUUUCAACAAUGCAAUAACAAACAAAAAACUUUCUGCUCUGUUGAGCAUGCGACUUCCCUCCUUCCCUUCAGCAGGUUUUCUACUUUCAAGUCCUGUCUCAAAUUUUAGUUCUUUCACUUCUAUUAUCCACAUUGUAGGAUUUAUUUCAAUCCUGCUAGCGUCUUCAGAUUUUUGCAAUUAUGAUUCAAAUAUACAAUAAAUUUACUCCAGUCCCUUUGAAAUUUUUGGUCGUCCUGGUCCCGAAUCCUGCAGGUCAGUCUGGCCAAUUCCGCAAAGUCCAUCAUAGAAUCAUAGAAUCAUAGAGUUGGAAGAGACCACAAGGGCCAUCGAGUCCAACCCCCUGCCAAGCAGGAAACACCAUCAGAGCACUCCUGACAUAUGGUUGUCAAGCCUCUGCUUAAAGACCUCCAAAGAAGGAGACUCCACCACACUCCUUGGCAGCAAAUUCCACUGUCAAACAGCUCUUACUGUCAGGAAGUUCUUCCUAAUGUUUAGGUGGAAUCUUCUUUCUUGUAGUUUGGAUCCAUUGCUCCGUGUCCGCUUCUCUGGAGCAGCAGAAAACAACCUUUCUCCCUCCUCUAUGUGACAUCCUUUUAUAUAUUUGAACAUGGCUAUCAUAUCACCCCUUAACCUCCUCUUCUCCAGGCUAAACAUGCUCCCUUAGCCGUUCCUCAUAAGGCAUCGUUUCCAGGCCUUUGACCAUUUUGGUUGCCCUCCUCUGGACACGUUCCAGUUUGUCAGUGUCCUUCUUGAACUGUGGUGCCCAGAACUGGACACAGUACUCCAGGUGAGGUCUGACCAGAGCAGAAUACAGUGGCACUAUUACUUCCCUUGAUCUAGAUGCUAUACUCCUAUUGAUGCAGCCCAGAAUUGCAUUGGCUUUUUUAGCUGCCGCGUCACACUGUUGGCUCAUGUCAAGUUUGUGGUCAACCAUCUUCGCUUGCCACUCUGCAAUUAUAGGUACUUCCUGUAACUUCCACUUUGGGGCCAUUAAAGUUCUCGCUGCUGCUGUGGCGUCCAUAAAUAGUCUUUGAUCUAUGUUCGCAAUUUCCUCUCCCAUCAAACCUAGCAGAAAUGCUUCCGGUUUUUUGAGAAAGGUAUAUCUAAACAUCUUUUUUUAGUUCAUUAUAGAUCAAUUCCCAAAAUCUUUUUACUUUAUCACAUGUCCACCACAUAUGAUAAAAAUCUCCGUCUGAUUCUUUGCAUUUCGAAGACUGACCUCCUCAGAGUGAAUUACUCGCAAAUCCUUUCAAGAAGUGAAAGGGACUUGCAACACAUGCCCAUUAUCUGUAUGCUUUUAAUUACUUCUUUUAUUUUUUCUCAAAACAAAACCUCAUGUCACCAGCAAUGAAUAUCUUCAGGAAAAUUUACGUUAGAUGAAGAUUUUGCACAUGUAGUUCAAAUUCUAAAACAAUUCACCAUUAACUUGGCAGUCAUUACAGUGCCAGGUGUGUUCAUGGCCAAAAUCAAAAGAAUGAGUUAGAAAGGUUGAAAGCUCUAGAGAGCUUUGAAACCUAACAUCCUGGCUCAAUUCAAAUCUCUUUUAUCAAAGUUGCAUGUGUAGCUCUAUGUGUUAGAUUGAUGGGUUUUGAAAUUGUAUGGAUAUCAUUUCAAUUGUACACUUGUUUCCUGUGGAUAAAUGAUCUAUCACCUUAAGACAUAUUAUUUUCUGGGUUGAUGAGAUUUGUGACUUUUGGGCAACAGUAUCAACAAACUUUUGAGAUUCCAUCUGAAAAGGUCAAUUCUCAAAUGUAUGUAACAUCGUCAUGCAAAUCAAGAUAUGCAAAAGCCUCAUGCAAAGAACAUGAGGAAACUUUAGGGACACUGAACCAAGUGAAAUUAAUUGAAAAACAUAUACAUUCUGUUUGAGAAUAAAUACCAAGGUUAGGUGAUACUACAGUUCAUAAUGAAGAAAACAAAGACACAAAACACAUAAAGGAGGAUUGUACAACGUGAGUACAAGUUCAAUGAUCCACCAGAAUGUGCAUGAUUGGAGACAUUAAUAUCUUCCGGAUUCACUAGAAGCAGUGAGAGUUUGAAAACUGACUUUAAUGAAAGAAAGAUUGCACAUGUAAUUUGUGGACUAAGAUUGAUUUUCAUUUCAGUUUUGAUCAGUGCUUUUUUUCUAGAAAAAGAGGUGGGGGUACUCACCAUGAGGUUCUUACACUUUUAACACAUCCUCCAAAUAAAUGCAGUCACAGCUCUGACAGGAAAACAUGGAAAAAGCAGCCAGCCGUAGAACCAUAGAAUUUUAGAGGGACCCUGGUUCUGAUCAUUAUUUUUAUCUAGCACGGCAGGUUUUCCUUUACAUUUGGAACAUAUAUGCAGCAGAGCAUUCUGCAAUGUGAUGUGAACCUUUAUUGCUCAAUUUGAUGAACAGCUACUUGUAUGCCACACAUUAUGGAGUAUUCUAUACACCCUGAAUUUACUGCUAUUUGUUCUUUCGAUAUUCCACAUUUACUCAAAUGUGCUCAGCACAACAGAUGGUUUUAUAGUCAACUAUACCCAGAACUAUAUUGAUCAUGUAUGAUCUCCACAUGCUUCUUGGGACUGCUCCAUUAUGAAAGCAGCUCUUCUGCUACUAAACAAACAACUAUAUAGAAAUCUGAGGGAACUUCAUAAAGACUUCUGGUACUGUGUGUGGGGAAAAAUUAGUUUGGGUGGAUGGAGUAUGUGUGUGUGUGUGUGUGAGAGAGAGAGAGAGAGAGAGAGAGAAGAGAAAUCCCUUUUGCACUCAAAUGUGUAUUCUAAAGGAUCCUGGACAACAACAUACUGCCAUAUUUCCUUUCCAUUUUCUUAGCAUAUUUCUCUUAACCAAAUAAUACUGCUCUAGACAUGUGAUAUAAUGGGAAUAUGUAUCAUCAUUAUUAUUUUUUACAUUGGGCUAUAUAAAAUUUGGAAAAAAUCAUUGCAAGUCUUCACAGAAGAUUUCUGGACAAGCUCUGAUGCCAAUAAUAUAAAUUUUCUUCAAGCAUAUAAUGCCUAACAGCAGCUUAGGGCUGAGCACCUUUCUGAGCACCUACCCAUAUUUUGAUUUGAUACUACCCAAAGCAACACUUAGAAUCUAGUUUUCAUCUGACCUUCUCAGUUGUCACAGAGAGAUUCUACACUUAUUUUUGCUUCGUCUUGCUAUUUUUCCUCCAUAGCCUUUCUAGAUUAUUCUGUCACAUAGCAUCCCUUUAAUCUGGCCCUUCUGCUGAGGAUAGCCUUCCUAGUUCCACCCACUUGCUAAGUAUAGAACCAACCACAGAGGUCCUCAAAAGCAUGAUUUUUUGGGUGGACUUUUUGUUUGUUAAAGUACUAAACAGAUACACAGAAAUGCAUCGAGAAAGUGAUGCUAUAGUUUUAUGCAGAUUUCUGCAAGAUCUAGAAACCCACCCCCUCUCUAUUCAGUUUGUCUGCCCUUUCAAACUUGUAGGCUGAGAAUAUUCAUCCUUACCUCUAUGGCUUCUAUUUCAGGUUUAGCUUCUAUUUUCUGCCAGUAUUAAUACUUCUUUCCUAGAUGUCUAUUUGAGAAGUUAGUUAUUGCAGAAGUGGGAGGAUGAGCUAUGAAAAGGUGUGAAACAUGUAGAUCCUACCUGUGGUUUUGAGAUAAAUGCACAAUCCAUGUUUUUCUAAGUAUGUAGCCAAAUCUACCUUGUAGAUCCAAUCUCUCAUCUUUUUUUAUUUACUUAAUUUCUUUUCACAGCCACUCAAAGUGACUUUCAAUAAACAAUGCAGCAUAAUGCAAACAAGACUCUUCCACUGUAGAUUGAUAGCUGAAGACUCUUCAUAUUCUUCUGUUGGUUCUCCACACAUCCUCUUAAAGCAUCUUCUUUCAUUGGCUUUGCUUCUAGCUUCAUUUGAUUUUGUUUGAAUGCCUCCAGAUCAUGAAAAUCCAGUUUUGCCACUGUCAUCAGAAUUCCCCAUGAUUUAUUAGGAAUCUCAAAGGACACAAGAAGCUCCUUUGAUAUUACAAAAUGCUCUUGGACAAUUGUUUGAGAUGGAUGAAAUACAUUUUAUUCAAACGGUCAUCUAGUGACCAGUAUUUGGAGACAUUCAUUGAUGGGGUAUAGGGCUUUUAAGAGUUCUACGGGCCAGCUAGAAGGUUGGGUAGAAUCAGGACAGUGUUUUAAAUUUCUGGCAGGCAUCUCCCAGCCUGAGAGCUAACAGUUAAGUAGGGAUGGAGGAGAAAUCAUAGAAUCAUAGAAUCAUAGAAUCAUAGAGUUGGAAGAGACCACAAGGGCCAUCGAGUCCAACCCCCUGCCAAGCAGGAAACACCAUCAGAGCACUCCUGACAUAUGGUUGUCAAGCCUCUGCUUAAAGACCUCCAAAGAAGGAGACUCCACCACACUCCUUGGCAGCAAAUUCCACUGUCAAACAGCUCUUACUGUCAGGAAGUUCUUCCUAAUGUUUAGGUGGAAUCUUCUUUCUUGUAGUUUGGAUCCAUUGCUCCGUGUCCGCUUCUCUGGAGCAGCAGAAAACAACCUUUCUCCCUCCUCUAUGUGACAUCCUUUGGGGCCAUUAAAGUUCUCGCUGCUGCUGUGGCGUCCAUAAAUAGUCUUUCUAGGUGCUCACAGACUGUUUGCUUAAUGAUCUGCUCCAGAAUCUUCCCUGGUAUUGAUGUCAGACUGACUGGGCGGUAAUUAUUUGGGUCCUCUCUUUUCCCAUUUUUGAAAAUAGGGACAACAUUUGCCCUCCUCCAGUCUGCCGGGACUUCGCCUGUUCUCCAGGAAUUCUCAAAGAUGACUGCCAGUGGUUCUGAGAUCACAUCUGCCAGUUCUUUUAAUACUCUUGGAUGCAGUUCAUCUGGCCCUGGAGACUUGAAUACAUCUAAACUAGCCAAGUAUUCUUGUACUAUCUCCUUAGUUAUUCUGGGCUGUGUUUCCUUUGCUGAAUCAUUUGCUCCAAAUUCUUCAGGUCGGGCAUUGUUUUCUUUAUCGGAGAAGACUGAGGCAAAGAAGGCAUUGAGGAGUUCAGCCCUUUCUGUGUCCCCUGUUUGCAUUUCACCAUCUUCUCCUCUGAGUGACCCCACUGUUUCUUUGUUCUUCCUUUUGCUACGGACAUACCCAUAAAAGCCUUGUUUGUUGCUUUUAACCUCUCUAGCAAGCCUGAGUUCAUUCUGUGCUUUAGCUUUUCUGACUUUGUGUCUACACGUGCUGGCUAUUUGUUUGAAUUCCUCUUGGUGGUUUCCCCUUUUCCAUUUUUGUACACAUCCUUUUUAAUCUUAACUCAGUUAAAAGUUCUUUAGAUAGCCACCCUGGCUUCUUUAGGCACCUUCCAUGUUUCCGUCUCAUUGGUAUUGCCUGAUGUUGUGCUUUUAGUAUCUCCCUCUUAACAAACUCCCAGCCAUCAUGAACUCCCUUUCCUUUUAGUAUUACUGUCCAUUGGAUCUCACCCAACACUUCCGUAAGUUUUAUGAAGUCGGCUUUCUUAAAGUCAAGAAAUUGAGUCCUAGUAUGCUUGGCUGCUCCUUUCCGCUGUAUAGUAAACUUCAGAAGAGCAUGAUCACUCGCGCCUAAUGAUCCUUCCACUUCUACCCCACUAACCAGGUCAUCAACAUUGGUUAGGACCAGAUCUAAAAUGGCUGUUCCUCUUGUUGCUUCUCCCACUUUCUGGACAAUGAAGUUGUCUGCAAGGCCAGUGAGGAAUCUGUUUGACCUUAUGCUCUUGGCUGAGUUUGACAUCCAACAAAUAUCCGGGUAAUUGAAGUCCCCCAUUACUACUAUCUCCCUUCCUUUUGCAUGCUUGGCCAUCUGUUCCAGGAAGGCAUCAUCUAUGUCCUCCAUUUGGCUUGGGGAUCUAUAGUAAACUCCCACAAUGAGGUCACUGUUAUUCUUCUCUCCCUUAAUUUUGACCCAAAUGCUCUCACUUUGGCUUUGAGGUUCUAAAUCUUGGAUCUCUUCACAGGUAUACACAUCCCUGACAUAUAACGCCACUCCUCCUCCUUUCUUGUCUGGUCUGUUUCUCUGAAAUAGAUUGUAUCCCCCCAUUAUUACAUUCCAAUCGUGGGACUUAUCCCACCAGGUUUCAGUGAUGCCUAUUAUGUCAUAUUUAGUUUGCUGUACCAAGAGCUCAAGCUCAUCUUGUUUAUUUCCCAUCGGGUUUGUAUUUUAAUGAGAAUUUACCCAAUUUGCACUUCUCAAAUCAAUACAAAAACCGAAAUACAACUUGCCUUUGAAUUUUGUACUUCUGUGAAUUUUGUAAUUCAAUUCUCCAAUCAACACAUGCAUACAAAACAUGUCUCUUAGUGGAAAGAGCAUGCAAAAAUGCAUAAAUGAGUGAAAACAAUGUGCAAAAAUGCAUUCUCCUAUGGAAAAACUGCUUGUCAAAAUGCAUACAUUAGGCAAAAGGUGCAUAUAUUUAGAGGAAUGUUCACAAAUAUGUGUACAAAUUUUCACAAGGAAAAAUGAAUGUGAAAAUGGGCUGAACUGAACUUAGGACUAGAAAAAUGAGAAACUGAGAUAAAGCAAAAUCAAGAGAUUUGCUCAUCCCUACUUGAAAUAUUUGCUGGUUGGAAAGAGAGAAGAUUUAGGGUACCUGUUGAAGUCUUAUUAGGUGGACAGAGCCAGGUUCAUAUUCUCCCACUUUCCAGCCAUUAAGCUUUGGCAAUUCAGAUAGUGUUCAAUGAUGGUUGAUGUUGGUGAUGAGGACAGUUGUUGAAACCUGUGGAAUGUGAUGUGGGAAUGUCAAUUGUAAUUGUUUUACAGAAACUAGUCAAAAUGAACUUUGUCACAAAGAGCAUGUAAAGUAGAGACAUAAGGAUCUAAGGAAAUAAAACUUUUCCAUUUCAUUUCAGUCAUCGCUCAAUAUUCCAUAGUUCUGAUAUCCACAAUACAGAAAUUUCAUACUAUAAGUGUGUGCUGAUGGAUUAUAACAAGUGAGUCUGAGAGCCUAGAAAGCAAUAGUAAUGGGCCUUAAAACUAUCAGAUUCCCUUUGGGAGGAGGAGCUGUAAAACUAUUUGGUUACAUAACUUUGCAGCAUUUACUUAAAGUCUGCUUGCUGUUUAGUCUCUUGUGUCAGUGUGUAAUAGUAUACCAUCUAUGAAAAAUUUGCCUCAUAUGUUACAUCAUACUUGGAAUAAGGGUUACAUCUUCCUUUCUCUGAUGAUCUAAUGUAGGACUGGUCUCCUGAAAUGUUACCGUGAAAUUGUUGUUGAAAAAUGAUUUGCCUGGGAUAUUUCAACAAUACUUUUUAUUGUCAUUAUUAUUUCCCUUUUUUCUACAACUUCUUAAGGAGCAUCUACACAGAAUUCCAAUGCCGUGGAGCCAGAAAAGCAGGUUGACAACACUGUGAAAAUGGCAGGAGUUAUAGCUGGCCUUCUGAUGUUUGUAAUUAUCCUUCUGGGAGCAAUGCUUACCAUCAAGAGAAG
Messenger RNA from Podarcis lilfordi (Lilford's wall lizard), 26880 nucleotides. The record is from the annotation of a GenBank genome assembly. NCBI's taxonomy places the organism in Eukaryota, Metazoa, Chordata, Lepidosauria, Squamata, Lacertidae.